GCCAGUCAGCUUUGGGUAAAGUGGAGCUGCAGUUCCUGUAGUCAAAAAGCACAUUGCUUUGACAGAGAAGAGAAAGCUGUUGAUCAUUUAACAAUCUGAUUGAGCUACUGACUUUUAUGUUCCUCGACAUAAUGCCUACUGCAAGUGAAAACACACUCUUCGGGAUGGGGAAUCCCUUGCUUGACAUUUCAGCUGUUGUGGACAAAGAUUUCCUCGAUAAGUUUGGACUGAAGCCUAAUGACCAGAUCCUCGCUGAAGACAAACACAAAGCCCUGUUCGCAGAAAUUGUGAAGAGGAACAAAGUUGAGUACCAUGCCGGUGGCUCGACCCAGAACUCCGUGAAAAUCGCUCAGUGGAUGAUCCAGAAACCCCACAAGGUUGCUACCUUCUUCGGGUGCAUCGGAACGGACCACUUCGGGGAGAUCCUGAAGAAGAAGGCCGAGGAAGCCCACGUCGACGCGCAUUACUACGAACAGAACGAGGAGCCAACCGGUACCUGCGCGGCCUGCAUCACCGGAGACAAUAGGUCCCUCGUCGCUAACCUGGCAGCGGCAAACUGCUACAAAAAGGAAAAACACCUGGACUUGGACAGCAACUGGGAUCUGGUGAAGAAAGCCAAGGUCUAUUAUAUCGCGGGUUUCUUCCUGACUGUGUCCCCGGAGUCCAUCCUGAAAGUGGCGAAGCACGCUUCAGAUAACAACAAAAUCUUCUGCAUGAACCUCUCGGCUCCUUUCAUCAGCCAGUUCUUUAAAGAGCCCUUGAUGCAGGUCAUGCCCUACGUCGACAUCUUGUUUGGCAACGAGACGGAGGCGGCCACAUUUGCCAAAGUGCUGGGCUUUGAGACAGAGGACAUUGCAGAGAUUGCAAAGAGGACCCAAAACCUCCCCAAGGACAAUACUAAGAGGCAGCGAGUGGUGGUCUUCACCCAGGGCAAGGACGACACUGUUGCAACAGUUGGAGAGAGGGUGACCAUGUUUCCCGUGCUUGACAUCGACCAGAAUGACAUCGUGGACACUAAUGGAGCCGGAGACGCCUUUGUGGGAGGGUUUCUCUCUGCGUUGGUGCUAGAGCACCCAUUGGAGGAGUGCAUCCGCGCGGGACACUACGCGGCCAACGUCAUCAUCAGACGGGUCGGGUGCACCUUCCCAGAGAAGCCAGACUUUCAGUGAUGCAUCCAUCUAUGCAUAAUUUGUCUUUUCCACAAGAUACUUGUAAAUGUUCGCUUCAGGAAUUAAUGUACUUUUUUUCUAUUUACAGUAACUGACUACAUGGGACUUAAUGGUGCAGCUUGAAUAUUAAUCAAACUCAAAUAAGCCACUCCGAUGUGUUAAUCGCUUUAAACACUGUGCUGCUAACAAAGGUUAGAAUCAUAUAGUUGGGAGUAUUCCACUGAAAACCUGUUUUUCAAACUGAUUAUUUAUAGGCCUGAACGAUGUCACCACAUGUGUAGAAACUUCUUCACCAUUGAUCCUUGUUUUUCUUUAUGUUUUACUCAGGACGUCCACAACAGAGCAACACACUCUCGUUCUGCCUCCUCAUUGCUCUGAAAGUUGGUACAAGUAGUCAUUGGGAUUUCAUUUUUUUAAUUUCUGUUCUGCAAUAUAUACUAAUUUAGGUUAUACGAACCGACCAAGGGUGGAGAAGUACAUUAUCCCGCAGGAUAGGUUUAAAAAAAAGUUUGUGUUUUUGCUCUUAAGAGAAGGACGGCUGAUGUGGUCAGAAUCGAUUUGACCCAGAGUCAUGGCCAAAAA
Messenger RNA from Labrus mixtus (cuckoo wrasse), 1751 nucleotides. RefSeq names its product adenosine kinase-like. Gene Ontology annotation, molecular function: adenosine kinase activity. The coding region runs from base 117 to 1169 and encodes 350 amino acids. Gene Ontology annotation, cellular component: cytosol; nucleus. The record is from RefSeq and is a predicted model, not a curated record. Lineage: Eukaryota; Metazoa; Chordata; Actinopteri; Labriformes; Labridae. Gene Ontology annotation, biological process: purine ribonucleoside salvage. The transcript has 11 exons.